This is a messenger RNA of Trifolium pratense (red clover), 2665 nucleotides long. Its product is annotated as E3 ubiquitin-protein ligase RSL1. Gene Ontology annotation, cellular component: ubiquitin ligase complex; cytoplasm. The transcript is spliced from 3 exons. Gene Ontology annotation, molecular function: zinc ion binding; ubiquitin protein ligase activity; nucleic acid binding. Lineage: Eukaryota; Viridiplantae; Streptophyta; Magnoliopsida; Fabales; Fabaceae. Bases 402 to 1976 code for a protein of 524 amino acids. Gene Ontology annotation, biological process: positive regulation of proteasomal ubiquitin-dependent protein catabolic process; protein polyubiquitination; ubiquitin-dependent protein catabolic process. The record is from RefSeq and is a predicted model, not a curated record.
AAGGAGUAUGGCACCUUCACUUCUUUCUUGAUACCCUUUUCUCUCUUCUCUCUCCACAAAAGUCAAUGAAUGACCUAUGAAUGAGGGUCCAUAUUCAUUUUUUUUCCAACCUCAAAAAUUUGAUUUUGAUUGUUGGGUCUUACAGCAUCAUCACACCCUCUUUUGUUCUUCAGAUGAAAGAGGAAUCAGAUUUCUGAAUCACAUUCAUUCAAUUUUUUCCAACUUUGAUUCAUCAAUAGGGUCCAAAAGGGCCAUUUUUUGUUGUCAAAGUUUAGAAUUUUUUUAUUGGGCAUUUUCAUUGUUGAUAAAAAAUUGAUUUUUUUAGAUCAAUUUGUUAAUGGGUCAUGCUGAAUUAUUGUAGUAAUUGAAAAUCUGCUAUUUUAUUUUUGGAAAUUUGGAAAAUGGAAGAUCAAGAUUUUUUAGGUUAUGAAACAUUUGUUAAUGUUGAGGAGGAGGAAGAAGAAGAAGAAGAAGAUGAGUUUUGCAGUUGUUGUGAAGAUGAAGAACAUGAAGAAGAAGAAGAAAGAGAACAAGAUGAAGAAGAAGAAUGGAAAGAUACUGAGGAGAAAGUGGUGGAAAAUUUGAAGGAAGAACUUGAUGAAUUUUCAGUAAGAAUGUUCUUUAAAGGAUUAUCAAUAACUGGAAUUGAAAAUUCAACUUCAGGGUUUUCUGGAAUUGGAGUGUUUAUGGAAAGAUCAUCAAAAUUUUCUCCUAUAAGGGUGCAAAAAAGGCUUGAUUUUUAUGCUGAUGAGGCUAUGGUUGAAUACUUAGCACUCAUGGAUGGUUUACUUGAAGCUUUGCAGAAUAAGAUCCGUAGAGUUUAUGCCUUUACAGAUUCUGAAUUGUUGUAUAAGAUAACAUUUGAGGAAAAUUCGGACAUGCCGCUUUUGAUGGCAUUAAGAGAAAGGAUUCUAGAACAUGCCAAUAAUUUUGAAACUUUCGAUCUGAAGCUUAUACCAAGCAUUGAUCUUGAGCAGCCACUGCAGUUGGCCAAAGUAGCUAUGGGACUCGUCACUUUUCCUGUGACUGGCAAAACAUCACUCGAGAAUUGCUCUAUUUGUUGCGACGACAAGCCAGUACCAAUGAUGAUUACCUUGAAAUGUUCACACACAUUCUGUUCACAUUGCUUGAGAUCCUAUGCUGACGGUAAGCUACAAUGUUGUCAAGUCCCUAUAAGAUGUCCUCAACCCGGAUGCAGAUAUUGUAUCUCGUCACCCGAAUGCAAGUCUUUUCUUCCAUUCACCUCGUAUGAAUCUCUUGAGAAAUCCCUUUCGGAAGCAAAUAUUGUGCAGUCAGAAAGAUUUUAUUGUCCGUUUCCGAAUUGCUCCGUUCUCCUUGAUCCUUGCGAGUGUUUAUCGGCAAUGGACGGUUCAUCUAGUCAGUCAGACAAUUCUUGUAUCGAGUGUCCUGUUUGUAAGAGGUUUAUCUGUGUGGAGUGUGGUGUUCCUUGGCAUUCUUCCAUGACCUGUGAAGAAUACCAGAAUUUGCCAGAGGAGGAGAGAGAUGCUUCUGACAUUACAUUGCAUCGUCUUGCUCAGAAUAAAAGGUGGAAGCGUUGUCAGCAGUGUCGUAGAAUGAUUGAGCUUUCUCAAGGUUGUUACCACAUGACAUGCUGGUGCGGUCACGAGUUCUGCUAUUCUUGCGGUGCGGAGUAUAGGCACGGCCAACAAACAUGUCAAUGUGCAUUUUGGGAUGAAGACAGCCUGACAAACACCCUUCAAGAAUCGGAACAAUGGACAUGGGAGACUUCUACGAUCAUGGAUGCAUACUCAGAUCAAGAACGAUCACAACUCGCACUUAUACAACGGUUCCUUGAUGGCGGUUUUAGUCUCAGUGACCACAAUCCCUACCAAUCUCCUCCUCCUCAAUGUACAGAAUCCUUUGUAGACCCUUUGAAGGAUCUUCAUCAACUUCCAUGGCUAGAGAGAUUUGUUUCUGUGAUAAGUGAUAACUACUAUGAAGAUUACUUGCAAUAAAAUUGUGCUACAUCUUACACUGCAUGUUUGGAUUGUCGGUGAGCUUGGCCGAAUCAGUGUGUUGCCAUGAUUUUGAGUGAACACCAUCAAAAGCACUAAGAUCACAGAACCCCCAACUUCUACCUAUGAUAAACCUCCGCAACUUUGAAAGAGUAAUAACAUCAGCAACAAUCUGAGAUGGAACUUUUCUGGUUCACUUCCUAAAAUAUAGAGUUCUUCGAGUUGUGAACAUUUCCCUAUUAUUCGGUUAAUAGUUUUCUUCAAGAUAUGUACAAUAUUUCAAAUCAAGCAACUUCAAGAUAUGAACAUCACAAUGUGUUAGUGAUUUUGAUAAAAGUUACACUUUGGAGCUUCAGAAAAAUCAUGGGGUCGUUGUGAUUUCGUCAAAUUCACUGUCAAUCCAAACAUGCAAAUAGUUAGCUCAUCAACUUCAUACAAUCACAUGUAGAAAAAGUGGCCACUUCUGAUGAUGUGUAGUAACCAUGUCAUGUGACUUCUUGUAUGUUCUUCAGUUUGAUAUCUUUGACCUAAGGUUCAUGGAUAUAUUGUAUUAAAGUGAACGAUUUGUUCAUCAUGAGAUAACUCUUUAGAAAAAGAAAAAGGAACAUUGGAAGAUAAACUAGUUUGUCUGUGGUUUGAGAAUAAUACAAUGUUGGUCAGUUGAAAGAAAUUCCGGAUUUUGUUUUUCA